Messenger RNA from Sorghum bicolor (sorghum), 729 nucleotides. RefSeq names its product probable gamma-aminobutyrate transaminase 4. Gene Ontology annotation, molecular function: S-adenosyl-L-methionine:8-amino-7-oxononanoate transaminase activity; pyridoxal phosphate binding. NCBI's taxonomy places the organism in Eukaryota, Viridiplantae, Streptophyta, Magnoliopsida, Poales, Poaceae. The record is from RefSeq and is a predicted model, not a curated record. Gene Ontology annotation, biological process: biotin biosynthetic process.
AUGGAGUACGCGGAUGAGUGGCGUGCCGGGCUAGCGACAACGGUGCCACCGACGAACAAGAAUGUGGAGCACGUGGUGCCGGCAUUAUUUUGUGGCCAAGCCAUCGCCGAGAGGAAUCGAGUAAUUACUGGAUUCGGAAGGUUGGGAACUAUGUUUGGAUCUGAUAUGUAUAACAUCAAACCAGAUCUUGUAUCCUUAGCCAAGGCUCUUUCUUCUGCAUAUGCCCCUAUUGCAAUUGUUAGCCGGGAAAUAGCAGAUGUGAUUCAUUCUCAUAUCAAUAAGCUUGGUAUAUUUGCUCAUGGCUUCACAUACUCUGGCCAUCCUUUUUCUUGUGCUGUGGUUUUAGAAGCACUAAAAAUUUAUUGGGAAAGAGAUAUUUCGGGUCAUGUGGCACGUGUUUCUCAAAGGUCCCAGGAUGGAAUCAAGGCCUUUGCAACUGGAAGUCCAAUUGUUGGGGAGACACGUGGUGUAGGAUUACUGAUAGCAACUGAAUUCACUGACAACAAAUCACCAAAUGAGUCAUUCCCUUUCGAGUGGGGGGUUGGCGAAAUAUUUGGAGCAGAGUGUAAGAAACGUGGCAUGAUUGUUAAGGUUCUUGGAAACGUGAUAGUAAUGUCCCCGCCACUGAUAAUUUCCCAUGAAGAAAUUGAUGAGUUAGUGGGGAUAUAUGGAGAAGCACUAAAGGCCACAGAGGAAAAAGUGGCAGAGUUAAAAUCCAAGAAAAAUUAG